This is a messenger RNA of Microplitis demolitor, 1423 nucleotides long. It is a transcript of the gene Tektin-C, whose product is annotated as tektin-1. The record is from RefSeq and is a predicted model, not a curated record. Gene Ontology annotation, biological process: cilium movement involved in cell motility; cilium assembly. NCBI's taxonomy places the organism in Eukaryota, Metazoa, Arthropoda, Insecta, Hymenoptera, Braconidae. The coding region runs from base 179 to 1423 and encodes 414 amino acids. Gene Ontology annotation, cellular component: microtubule cytoskeleton; nucleus. The transcript is spliced from 6 exons.
UUAAUCAAGUAACACAAUACUGAACUUGUAACUAUAGUGAUCCGAAUAUACAACAGUGUUAUUUAUAUAUACAUAUAUACGUGGUGUCCUUGGCAACCGCUUGUUAUACUAGCAAUGUCUCGUGUAUCAGAUUUCUUUUGAUAGUUAAAUAUACAAUAAUUAGUUAUUAAAUUAAAUCAUGUUCACUAAGCAACAUUUAUUAACGUUAAACGAGCAAAUAGUUCCGCCUCCAACGCAAAAAUUUACAAUCGAACAGUGGCAUCUUAAUAAUCAAGCUCGAUUCCGUAAAUGCAACAUUCAUAGUCAAUUAGUUGAAAGUUUAAUUGCUGAAUCAGAGCGUAUUUGUGAUUCGGCAUUAGAAUUAACGAAAACAAAUAAAAUAGCAACCGAUCAUGAAUUGAAAGAAAAAUUAUCAGAUGUUAAAUUUGUUAAAGAUGAAAUUUUACGUCAUCGCAAAGAUGUUAUUUUAGAAAUUGAUGCAUUAAAAACUUAUAAAACAAGAUUGAUUGAUGGUUUAUCAUCAAUACAAGAAAAUGCAGCUGAUAUUUGUAAAAAAUGUCUUAUUGCGAGAGAACACCGUUUAGGUAUCGACUUAACAGUUGAUGAUGUAGAAAAAGAAUUGAGAAAAGAAUUGGAAAUAAUAAAUCAAGCAGAUAGUAUUUUUACACGAACAUUAGAGCAUACAAAUGAACAAAUUCGUAUUUUAAAAUCUCUUUUAUAUUAUCUUGAUGGAGAUUUAGAGAAUAAAGAUCGUAGUAUUCAAUUAGAUGAAAGAAAUCUCAAUUUAAAGGAGACUUGUUUAAAUCUCAGUAUUUAUCAUGGAACUGCUUCACUAGAUCCUUCGACUAUUACUGUUCAAGAAUGGGAUUUACAUAGUGACGAAGUUAUCAUGUCUACAAUGAAGCAAAUGAAUAGUACCAAAGUAUUACGCUAUUAUAUUGAUAAUAUUUUAAAAGAAAUAGUUGAUGAUUUAAAUGAACAGAAAAAUAAAACUAAUGAAGCAUUUAGACUCAGAAUUUUGGAAACAAAACAAGUAAAAGCUCGUCUUGAGUCACAACAUUCUGAAAUAAUAAAACAAGCGAAUGCAAUGACGCAAAAUAUAACACGCUUAGAAAAAAAUAUUGCUGAGAAAGAAGGAUUUCUUGCGCUGGCACACACACGUUUAGGAAAUCGUUGCCAUCGACCAAAUUUGGAAUUAACUCGUGAUAAAGUGGAAAAUAAACUUACACAAGAAGUAUAUGGCCUUCGUCAAACAGUUGCAAAACUUCAACAAACAUUGAACGAGGCUCAAGCAACUUUACGUUAUCUACUAAGAACGCAAAUACAAUUAGAAGAAGAUAUUAAUAUAAAAACUAAUACUUUAAAAAUAGAUGAAGUUGAAUGUAUGACACUGCGUCAAAGUUUGAAUUAUCGUGCUUAUUAA